GCAAGGUGCCCAGGCUGAGUCAACGUCCCCAGCGAGGAGCCCAAGCACUGCUGUGCAAGAGAAGAGGCACGGGGGAGCACUGUAAAUCUGUUGCCAAGAAGAGGAGCAAUGAAUUCCUCAUUUCACCUGCUUUUCUUGGACCUCAACCUGAAUUCCACAGAAAGCAACUUUUCAGAACCAGAUGUCAAGAACAAGUCUUCACCAUGCAAAGAGAUGGGCAUUGCUGUUGAAGUGUUUCUGACUCUGGGUCUCAUCAGCCUCUUGGAGAACAUCUUGGUCAUAGGUGCCAUAGUGAAGAACAAGAACUUGCACUCCCCCAUGUAUUUCUUUGUGUGUAGUUUAGCAGUAGCUGACAUGCUAGUGAGCAUGUCUAACACAUGGGAGACCAUCACCAUAUACUUAAUAAAUAAUAAGCACCUGGUGAUAGCAGAUGCCUUUGUGCGUCACAUUGACAAUGUAUUUGAUUCCAUGAUCUGCAUUUCUGUGGUGGCCUCCAUGUGCAGUUUGCUGGCUAUUGCAGUGGAUAGGUAUGUCACCAUCUUCUAUGCUCUGCGCUAUCACCACAUCAUGACAGCAAAGCGUUCUGGAGUGAUUAUCAUGUGUAUCUGGACCUUUUGCACAGGUUGUGGCAUUGUUUUCAUCAUUUACUAUGAAUCUACUUAUGUAAUCGUUUGCCUCAUCUCCAUGUUCUUCACUAUGUUAUUCCUCAUGGUGUCUCUGUAUAUACACAUGUUCCUCCUGGCCCGGACUCAUGUCAGGCAGAUAGCAGCUCUGCGUGGAUACAGCUCUGUGCGGCAAAUGACCAGCAUGAAAGGUGCUGUCACCCUGACCAUGCUGCUGGGCAUUUUCAUUGUGUGCUGGGCUCCAUUCUUUCUCCAUCUCAUUUUGAUGAUUUCUUGCCCCCAGAACCUCUACUGUUCUUGCUUUAUGUCUUACUUUAAUAUGUACCUCAUACUCAUCAUGUGUAAUUCUGUGAUUGAUCCUCUGAUAUAUGCUUUCCGCAGCCAGGAGAUGAGGAAGUCCUUUAAAGAGAUUAUUUGUUGCCAUGGUUUCAGAAUACCCUGUAGGUUCCCUGGCAGAUAUUAAACAAAAAGUUCUUCUCUC
Messenger RNA from Lontra canadensis (Northern American river otter), 1104 nucleotides. It is a transcript of the gene MC5R, whose product is annotated as melanocortin 5 receptor. Bases 109 to 1086 code for a protein of 325 amino acids. Gene Ontology annotation, biological process: G protein-coupled receptor signaling pathway. The transcript has 2 exons. Lineage: Eukaryota; Metazoa; Chordata; Mammalia; Carnivora; Mustelidae. The record is from RefSeq and is a predicted model, not a curated record. Gene Ontology annotation, cellular component: membrane. Gene Ontology annotation, molecular function: melanocortin receptor activity.